AUGUCUGAAGUUUUGACAGUAGAUGCCAUUUUCUUCGGCCUGCUGGUCUUCUCGGGAAUUAUCGGCAAUAUUCUCGUCAUCUAUGUGGUGUUGCAGUGUGCUAAAGAAAGCGGCUCUCGUCAUUUGCCUCCAUCUGACACCAUUCUGGUCAAUCUCUGCAUGGCAAACUUGCUGUCGUCCAUCUUUCGAACAGUUCCCAUAUUUGUGUCUGAUUUUGGUCUGGCAGUGUCGCUGUCGCCCGGCUGGUGUCGCGUCUUCAUGCUCCUGUGGGUGUGGUGGCGAUCGGUGAGCUGCUGGGUCACUCUCGCCCUCAGCGCGUUCCAUUGCGCCACACUGCGGCGCCAGCACGUCACCAUGGGUUCGCUAGGCCACCAGAGGGAGCGCAGACGGGUGUGGGUCAUUCUGGGCGUGGUUUGGGGCGUCAACUUGUUAUUUUCAAUCCCCGCGCUCGUCUACACGACCCACGUGCGAGGAAACUUCACGGUGGAGUUUAUGGUGAUCAGUUGCACGACACGUCCGCUGCUGGGUUGUGUUUGGGAGUUUCCCACCAAGCAGCAAGGCUACGCGUUUGCCUCCACGUCUCUGGCACUGAAUGAGAUCAUGCCGCUGAUUUUAAUGGUGGGCACCAAUUUUGCGACCCUACACGCAUUGGCCAAGCACAUCAGGGCGGUGGCAUCGGGUGUAGUCACUGGUGGGGACGUGGACAAACAGACGUCUAGUGAGAGGAAGGCGGGUCACGUGAUCAUGGCUCUGGUCGCGCUGUUUGUGGGCUGUUGGGUGCUGCAAGUGGCCGCGGUUACGUAUUAUAACCACAACGGCGGCCGGCACGCAGAAGGACUCCUGACCGUCGCUCAUUUUUCGGCUUCGCUCUUUGUGGGGUUCAGCCCACUGGUUGUGGCUCUCGGACACGGAAAACUGCGGAAAAGAAUUAAUGUCAUGCUGCAGCAUUGGGUACCAUGGAUCAAAAACUCGGAGCAGAAACACCCGGAAACAAGCAAACAUACAGCAGCAACACCAAAAGACAUCACAUCGGGUAAAGCAGAACACAUAAGGAAAAAGUGA
This is a messenger RNA of Paramisgurnus dabryanus, 1062 nucleotides long. NCBI's taxonomy places the organism in Eukaryota, Metazoa, Chordata, Actinopteri, Cypriniformes, Cobitidae. The record is from RefSeq and is a predicted model, not a curated record.